UUGUAAGGACCGAAAAAUGAAGCCAAGUAAAUUGACUAACAUUUAAUAGCGCAUCUCGAUGGAGGUUCAUCAGGUCCCUUCCAAUCCCAUUCCAUUUCCUGCUUCCCAUCUUCUUGUAUAUUUAUUAAGCUCUCCUUGUAGGCAGGGGCAGGGCAGUCCUACGGCUACAAACAGAAAGCACUGUAAAGAAAAAUAUUUAUUCUCCUAAUUUUCUGCUUCUCCUCCUCCUUCUCCUCCAGCCACCAUGGCCAGCGACGCCCAAGAAUCCACAUCUCAAUACCCUUCGGCCUUGUCCCAACCACCACCACCCAGCGGCCAAGCAACUCCUCCUCCUCAAUAUCAAACUGCAGAGGCAGAGGCAGGCGCAGGGGCGGGGGCUUCUUCCUCCUCCUCUUCCUCAUCAACAUCCUACCAAUACCAUGAAAACUCCGACUCCAAGUGGGGGACUCUUGUCAUGGGGGCACCUGCCGUCCCCACUGGCAAGCCCGGUAACCAAAAGGCAGCUCUGUGGAGUGCCGCCGACGUUAAACCCUACUACCACCACCAUCCCUACCUUCAAUACGACCCUAUCGACAGGACCCCCACCACCAGUCCCAUGGAAUCUAUCCUCCAAAAGUUCAAUACCCAGAAGGCUAAGGGCACCGCCCGCGACAUCUGGCACAACCUGAAAUUGGGGCCAUCCGUAUCGGGAGCAGCUUGGGAUAAAGUGAACCUCACCGCCAAAGCAAUUACAGGAGGCGGCUUUGAAUCUUUGUUCAAGCAGACUUUCGCAACCUUCCCAAAUGAAAAGCUCAAGAAAACGUUUGCCUGUUACCUGUCCACCACCACUGGUCCCGUCGCCGGAACCAUCUAUCUGUCCAACGUUCAUGUAGCCUUUUGCAGCGAUCAACCCCUAUCCUUCACUGGCCCGUCCGGCCAAGAGACAUGGAGCUAUUACAAGGUUAUGGUGCCUUUGGGGAAGAUCGUGACCAUCAACCCAGUAGUGAUGAGGGAAAAUCCGUCGGAGAAGUAUCUGCAGAUCGUGACGGUGGACGGCCAUGAUUUCUGGUUCAUGGGCUUCGUCAAUUAUGAGAAAGCAACUCGUCAUAUCUCCGAAAGCCUUGGCAGCUUUGUAGCACCUGGAAUCGCAGUGGAACGCUUUGCUGGGAACGCCUAGCAGCAGCUGCGUGCUUCAGACUCGGACACACACCCACAGUGCUCCCAAUCCUCCCUUUAUGUAUUAUUGUAUUGUAUUAAUGUAUUUUGAUUUCCACUCAACACAGUCACACGCACACACACAGAGAGCAUUUGUUGCUAUAUAUGCUGAUUUUUUUUUCCAGGAUUAUCAAGUAUUUUAGCCGUCGCUCAAGUUUCUUUUC
Diospyros lotus (date-plum) is the source of this 1358-nucleotide messenger RNA. RefSeq names its product GEM-like protein 5. The transcript is spliced from 3 exons. The record is from RefSeq and is a predicted model, not a curated record. Bases 245 to 1156 code for a protein of 303 amino acids. NCBI's taxonomy places the organism in Eukaryota, Viridiplantae, Streptophyta, Magnoliopsida, Ericales, Ebenaceae.